UCGAUAAACAAAACGUUAUCAAAGAAAUAAUUGAGAAGAAAAUAUUGGAACGAACCGAAGUAGUACAGCAAGCGAAAGAAUUGCUUUUUCAUAGAAGACCCCACAUUCGUUCAAUAAAUCGAGCUCGUAUAAUAUCAGAUUGUAUUAAGGAAUUGGAUGAGCAGGUAAAAACUCGUGCGUUGGAAAGGGAAAUUGCUAAAAAUUCCGACAAAGAAAAUGGCCAAUUAAUUUUAGAGGAUGUAAAGAAAUUUCAACAAGAAGAGCAGAAGAAACGUGAAGAUAUUAAUCAAAUGAGGCAGAACCACAAAGCUUAUAUACUUAAGCAAAUAAAACAGAAUGAAAUGAACUUAAAGAAAAUUACAGAAUCAACAAAACUAACUGAAAUUGAAGAACUGAAGAAUAUGAGAAAAGAAUUACAUGAAAUAGAAGAAAAAGAGAUACAUAAGGAGUUGCAAAAAAAAGAGAAAUUAAAAAAAAUGUUUCUCGAAGCCAUUGAAGAUAGAAAAGAGUACACAUUAAAAGUUCAAGAUAGUGAAAAAUUUCAAGAACAAAAUUUAAAAACGUACAAGGACUUAAAAUGGAAUAUUGAUAAAUUGGUUAAAAAGAAAAAGAAAAAUGCUAAAUUAGAAGAGAUUCAUAAACUUGAAAUUCUAGCAAGGAAAAUUGGCAGACGUAAUGAAAGAAGUAAUUUAGAGAACGAAGAAAAAGAUAGAAAGAGAAUUGAAGCAUAUGAAGAGCAAAAGAGAAUGGAAGACUUAAAAUUAAUCGAAGAUAAAAAGCAAAAAAGAAUCAAGGCUUAUGAUGAUAUGAAAGAACAAAUAAAGAAUGUCACGGAUAAGCAAGAGAAGAAGAUAAAAGAGGAGAUGGAUUUAAAAUUAUGGGAAACUUUACAAAGAUAUAAACGCGAUGAGUUUAAUAAAGAAUAUGAUUUACAGCAAAAGCAAGCUGAAAGAAGCGCGGAAAAGAAGAAGGCUGCGGAAGAAAAUGAUUAUUCUAUUGAGAUGAACGAAAUGACGAAUAAAGCGAAUGAAAAGAUUUUAUCAUACGGUAAAAAAGUCUUGGAAGAGUCGCAGGGUGUUCGGCCUCUUUAUCCAAUAACCAAAACGAUUGAAGCAUUCAAAAGAGAAAUAGGCUUGAUAGCACCAUUCAAUAGGGAAACGGACACCGAAGCUCCGCUUAGAAAUAUAAAAAGAAAAGGUAACCGACGAAUAAUUUGUACGAGACCUAUUAAGGAAGAAGAUGCCUUUUAUAUCUUGUAA
This is a messenger RNA of Ceratosolen solmsi marchali, 1259 nucleotides long. Lineage: Eukaryota; Metazoa; Arthropoda; Insecta; Hymenoptera; Agaonidae. The record is from RefSeq and is a predicted model, not a curated record.